Molecule: messenger RNA, 1063 nt
Organism: Cydia fagiglandana
Lineage: Eukaryota; Metazoa; Arthropoda; Insecta; Lepidoptera; Tortricidae
Product: protein FAM8A1
Exons: 4
Coding region: 88-1038 (316 amino acids)
Source: RefSeq, a predicted model, not a curated record
CCAUCCAAAUCCAUCAAUAAACAAAACUGACGUGUACCUUCAAAACAAUAUUAAACGAAAAUCAUUGAAGUUCAUGAUCUUGUGAAAAUGGCAGAGACUCAAAGACUGUCCGACGACCGCGUACCAGGGAACGCUAAUCCGAUGGGAGACGGUGACGCGCCACAGCCACCGCUCUCGGAGGGUGAUACUUCACCGCUUUCUGAGCGCGAGGCUUACUUCGUAGCCCUGCGAGUGUGGAUUCAGCAAGCUCGAAUGUAUCAGAACCUGUCAUCAUGCUUUCCCUACUACAUGAUGGCUUUUCGAGGCCUUAAUCCUGCUCAGACGAACGUGCCACUUCUUAAUAAUAAUUAUCAGUUUCAAGGGCAACAGUUCCCUUUUCAAAUGCCUAAUCUGCCGCGGAAUGCUCCGCCCAACCAGCCACAGCAGGAGACACUUACACCAGCUGAAGUGAUUGCCCGACACGGGGGCUAUGAGUAUGUGAUCCCCCCGCUGUACAAGAGGCUUGCGGCCGAGUUCAUUGACUUCAUGCUGCUGUUCAUACUCAAACUUAUUGUCACCUUCAUAGCUGUUGAUAUGUUCGAGUUGAUAGAUUUGGAUAAAUUUGACAUCAUCAAAUUCACAGAACACUAUGAUGACUACAAAUAUGCAAUGGAGUUAACAUCAGAAAUACUGUUUCUAGAAGUCAUUUACAGGGUGCUGGUUUGCAUAUUUGAGGCAUUCUGUCUGUGCGGCAGCGUCGGCCGCACGGGCGGGGCCACGCCCGGCAAGGCCCUCCUCGGCCUCCGCGUCGUCACGGCCUCCGCCGUCAUCCCGGUAGAAGGCCGGCCGCGGGAAACCGUCCUCCUCUACCCGGGCCGGCCUCUCUCCUUCCUGCUCGCACUAGUGAGAUCCCUUAUGAAGAACUUUUUGAUCAGUCUUCUUUUCCCGCUCUGUGUUGUUUUGUUUGUGUUUAGACAUAAUCGUACGGGCUACGAUUUGUUAUGUGGGGUUAUUGUGGUUGAGGAGAACAUGUUUCCUAGGAGGCGGCAUGCGCCGUAAAGAAAGUUCUUUAUGCGGGUUUUGU